AUGUCUGCUGCAAGUGUAGCUCACGAUGCUGCGUGUAUUUUCUGCAAGAUCAUCAAGGGUGAAAUUCCAUCCUUCAAGUUGAUCGAGACUAAGUACUCGUUCUCCUUCUUGGACAUCCAGCCUACAGCUAGGGGCCAUAUUCUGGUCAUUCCAAAGUAUCACGGUGCGAAACUUCACAACAUCCCAGACGAGCACCUGAGUGACAUACUGCCCGUGACGAAGAAGCUGGUGAAAUUGCUGGAUCUGGAUAUCGACGAUGACGUUCCAGGUUACAAUUUCUUGCAGAACAACGGUAAGAUUGCCCACCAAGAGGUGAAGCACGUUCACUUCCAUUUGAUUCCAAAGAGGGAUAAAGACACCGGUCUGAUUGUGGGCUGGCCUGCUCAGGAGACCGAUUUCGAGAAGUCCGGUGCAUACCACAAGGAGCUAUUGGCGAAAUUGGACAAAGCUUAG
Huiozyma naganishii CBS 8797 is the source of this 453-nucleotide messenger RNA. It is a transcript of the gene HNT1, whose product is annotated as adenosine 5'-monophosphoramidase. Bases 1 to 453 code for a protein of 150 amino acids. Gene Ontology annotation, molecular function: catalytic activity. The record is from RefSeq and is a predicted model, not a curated record. Lineage: Eukaryota; Fungi; Ascomycota; Saccharomycetes; Saccharomycetales; Saccharomycetaceae. Gene Ontology annotation, biological process: nucleotide metabolic process. The transcript has a single exon.